CAUACACACUGCUCACACACUGCUGGCCACUUGGAAAUUUCCCCUCAACGCGCAGGAUAUUUUAGUGCUGAGGAGCGGGGCUGCCGGCUAAUGUGCAUCUUCUCAGGGCUGACUUGCCUGAAAUGCCCCAGCAGAGGAUUUGAAGCUGUGAAGAUCAGCAGAUAUCCAGGGCUGCAUUUUCCUGAGCAAUAAGGUGUAGCUGCAGCGCUCGCCCGCACCGCCUGGCAAGAUGGUGGCGUUGUCACUGAAAAUCUGCGUGCGGCAAUGCAACGUUGUGAAGACGAUGCAGUUUGAGCCCUCCACGGCUGUCUAUGAUGCCUGCAGGAUCAUCAGAGAGAGGGUCCCAGAGGCUCAAACUGGACAGGCUUCAGACUAUGGCCUGUUUCUUUCGGAUGAAGACCCCAGAAAAGGCAUCUGGUUGGAAUCUGGAAGGACGCUGGAUUACUACAUGCUCCGCAAUGGGGAUAUUCUCGAAUACAAGAAGAAGCAAAGACCACAGAAAAUUAAAAUGCUGGAUGGGGCUGUCAAAACUAUCAUGGUGGACGACUCCAAAACAGUGGGAGAGCUGCUUGUGACUAUAUGCAGUAGAAUAGGCAUUACAAACUAUGAGGAAUACUCUCUGAUCCAGGAGACGGUGGAGGAGAAGAAGGAGGAUGGCAUGGGUACCCUGAAGAAAGACAGAACACUUUUGCGAGACGAGAGGAAGAUGGAAAAGCUGAAAGCCAAGCUUCACACAGACGAUGACUUGAACUGGCUGGACCAUAGCAGAACAUUCAGGGAGCAGGGAGUGGACGAGAACGAGACUCUUCUCCUGAGACGCAAGUUCUUCUACUCUGACCAGAAUGUAGACUCCAGAGACCCAGUUCAACUCAACCUGCUUUACGUACAGGCUCGAGAUGAUAUCCUGAACGGUUCCCACCCGGUUUCGUUUGAUAAGGCCUGCGAGUUUGGAGGGAUUCAGGCCCAGAUCCAGUUUGGACCUCACAUAGAGCAUAAACACAAACCCGGAUUCUUGGACCUGAAAGAGUUUCUACCCAAAGAGUACAUAAAGCAGAGAGGAGCUGAAAAGAAAAUAUUCCAGGAGCACAAGAACUGUGGCGAGAUGACCGAGAUUGAGGCAAAAGUAAAGUAUGUCAAGUUGGCGCGGUCUCUGCGGACAUACGGCGUCUCCUUCUUCCUCGUCAAGGAAAAGAUGAAGAGCAAGAAUAAACUGGUGCCGAGGCUUUUGGGUAUCACAAAAGAGUCUGUGAUGAGAGUGGAUGAGAAGACCAAAGAUGUAGUUCAAGAGUGGCCACUUACCACUGUGAAGAGGUGGGCAGCAUCACCCAAGAGCUUCACCUUGGACUUUGGGGAGUACCAAGAGAGCUACUACUCUGUACAGACCACUGAAGGGGAACAGAUCUCCCAGCUCAUUGCCGGUUACAUCGACAUCAUUCUCAAAAAGAAGCAAAGCAAGGAUCGCUUUGGAUUAGAAGGUGACGAGGAGUCAACAAUGCUCGAGGAGUCUGUAUCCCCGAAAAAGUCCACCAUCCUUCAGCAGCAGUUUAACCGUAUGGGCCGGGUGGAGCACGGCUCUGUGGCGCUGCCAGGGGUGAUCCGCUCUGGCUCAAUCGGCGCAGAAUCACUUAGCAUGGGUACCAUGCCAUCCCCUCAGCAGCAGAUCACAAUGGGUCAGAUGCACCGUGGACACAUGCCACCACUGAGCUCAGCACAACAAGCUCUGAUGGGAACCAUCAACACCAGCAUGCAAGCUGUGCAGAAAGCCCAGAUAGACCUGGGGGAGGUGGACAACCUUCCACCACUGGGACAAGACAUGGCAUCCAAGAUGUGGAUCCAAAACAAGAUGGAUGAGUCAAAACACGAGAUCCACUCCCAAGUCGACGCCAUCACUGCAGGAACAGCCUCUGUUGUCAACCUCACGGCUGCCGAUCCUACCGACACAGACUACACGGCAGUGGGCUGCGCCAUCACCACCAUAUCCUCCAACCUGACUGAAAUGUCAAAGGGUGUGAAGCUGUUGGCUGCACUCAUGGAGGACGACGUAGGAGGAGGCAACGACCUGAUGAAGGCCGCCAGGACACUUGCAGGGGCUGUAUCUGACCUGCUGAAGGCUGUGGAGCCGGCCUCUGGAGAGCCAAGACAGACUGUGCUGACAGCAGCAGGCAGCAUUGGUCAGGCCAGCGGAGACCUCCUGCGCCAGAUUGGAGAGAACGAGACAGACGAGAGGUUUCAGGAUGUCCUGAUGAAUCUGGCGAAAGCAGUGGCCAAUGCAGCAGCCAUGUUGGUGCUGAAGGCCAAGAAUGUGGCCCAGGUUGCAGAGGACACCGUCCUCCAGAACCGGGUCAUUGCUGCAGCCACACAGUGUGCCCUGUCCACCUCUCAGCUGGUGGCAUGUGCCAAGGUGGUAAGCCCAACUAUCAGUUCUCCAGUUUGCCAAGAGCAGUUAAUUGAAGCUGGAAAGCUUGUCGACCGCUCGGUGGAAAGCUGUGUCCAGGCCUGCCUUUCAGCCACAGAAGAUGGCGAACUUCUCAAGCAGGUGAGUGCAGCAGCCAGCGUGGUUAGCCAGGCUUUAGGAGAUCUCCUGCAACAUGUUCGUCAGUACACCUCAAGGGGAGAACCGAUUGGGCGCUAUGACCAGGCAACGGACACCAUUAUGACUGUCACUGAGAGUAUUUUCAGCUCAAUGGGAGAUGCUGGAGAGAUGGUGCGUCAGGCUCGAGUCUUGGCUCAGGCCACCUCCGACUUGGUGAAUGCCAUGAGGUCCGAUGCAGAAGCCGAGGUUGACGUCGACAAUUCUAAGAAGUUGCUGGCAGCUGCUAAAUUGUUGGCUGAUGCCACAGCAAGGAUGGUGGAGGCAGCAAAGGGAGCAGCAGCCUAUCCAGAAAAUGAAGACCAGCAGCAGAGACUGAGGGAGGCUGCAGAGGGGCUGCGUGUGGCCACUAAUGCUGCUGCUCAAAAUGCCAUCAAGAAGAAACUGAUCAACAGACUGGAGAAUGCUGCCAAGCAGGCUGCAGCUGCAGCCACACAGACAAUCGCCGCUGCUCAAAACGCCGCCGCCUCCAACAAGAACAUAGCUGCUCACCAGCAGCUGGUGCAGAGUUGUAAGGCAGUUGCAGAUCACAUCCCACAGCUUGUCCAGGGAGUCCGUGGCAGUCAGGCCAAACCGGAGGACCUGAGUGCACAGUUGGCCCUCAUUAUUGCCAGCCAGAACUUCUUACAGCCUGGCAGUAAGAUGGUGACCUCGGCCAAGUCAUCUGUUCCCACGGUGACUGAUCAGGCUGCAGCCAUGCAACUGGGUCAGUGUGCCAAGAACCUGGCCACCUGCCUGGCGGAGCUGAGGACAUCUGCACAGAAGGCUCACGAAGCUUGUGGCCCCAUGGAGAUAGACUCUGCCCUUACAGCCAUCCAGACCCUAAGAAGUGAGCUACAGGAUGCCAAGAUGACUGCUGUGAAUGCCCAACUAAAACCACUUCCUGGAGAAUCACUGGAGAAGUGUGCUCAGGAUCUGGGCAGCACCUCCAAGUCUGUGGGAUCCUCUAUGGCUCAGCUGCUCACCUGUGCUGCACAAGGAAAUGAACACUACACAGGAAUAGCAGCCAGAGAGACAGCUCAGGCUCUAAAAACACUUGCCCAAGCAGCCCGUGGCGUUGCUGCUUCCACCACGGACCCCAAGGGCGCGGCUGCCAUGCUGGACUCGGCCCGUGACGUUAUGGAGGGCUCUGCGCUUCUCAUACAUGAGGCUAAGCAGGCACUGAUUUCCCCCGGAGAUGCUGAAAGCCAGCAGAGACUGGCGCAGGUGGCGAAGGCUGUGUCUCAUUCCCUAAACAACUGCGUCAACUGUCUACCUGGCCAGAAGGAUGUGGACAUGGCUCUCAAGAGCAUCGGAGAGGCCAGCAAGAAGCUACUGAUUGAAACCAUCCCACCUGCCUCCAAGUCAUUCCAGGAGGCCCAGAGUGAGCUCAACCAAACAGCAGCUGAACUAAACCAGUCAGCGGGCGAGGUGGUCCACGCCUCCAGAGGCUCCAGCAGCCAGCUGGCUGUGGCCUCUGGAAAGUUCAGCCAAGACUUUGAUGAGUUCCUGGAUGCUGGCAUCGAGAUGGCUGGGCACACUCAGAAAAAGGACGACCAGGUGCAGGUGAUUGGUAACCUGAAGAACAUCUCCAUGGCUUCUAGCAAACUGCUGUUGGCUGCUAAAAGUUUGUCUGUGGACCCAGCAGCAGCAAACGCCAAGAACCUGCUAGCUGCUGCAGCAAGAGCUGUGACUGACAGCAUCAACCAGCUGAUCACUCUGUGCACACAGCAGGCUCCAGGGCAGAAGGAGUGUGACAAUGCCCUGAGAGAGUUGGAGGCUGUCAGAGGAAUGCUUGACAACCCCAAUGAACCUGUCAGUGACCUCUCCUACUUUGACUGUAUCGAGAGUGUGAUGGAGAACUCGAAGGUCCUGGGAGAGUCUAUGGCUGGCAUUUCUCAGAACUGCAAAACCGGGGAUGUGUCUGCAUUUGGAGACUGUGUGGGAUCAGCGUCUAAAGCCCUGUGUGGCCUCACUGAAGCCGCAGGACAGGCUUCUUACUUGGUGGGUGUGUCAGACCCUAACAGUCAGGCGGGACACCAGGGUUUGGUGGAUCCCAUACAGUUUGCUAAAGCCAACCAAGCAAUCCAGAUGGCUUGUCAGAAUCUUGUUGACCCAGAAAGCAGCCCCUCCCAGGUUCUCUCAGCAGCCACCAUUGUUGCUAAGCACACCUCGGCAUUGUGCAAUGCCUGUCGUCUCGCUUCUUCUAAGACAACCAAUCCUGUUGCCAAGAGGCACUUUGUGCAGUCUGCCAAGGAGGUUGCCAACAGCACUGCCAACUUGGUCAAAACAAUUAAGGCUUUAGAUGGUGAUUUCUCAGAGGAAAACAGGAACAGGUGUCGAGUCGCCACGGCUCCACUAAUUGAAGCUGUUGAAAACUUGACAACAUUUGCUUCCAACCCAGAGUUUGCCAGCGUGCCCGCUAAAAUCAGCACUGAGGGCUCUGCAGCACAGGAGCCCAUCCUUCAGUCGGCACGGUCUAUGCUUGAUAGCUCCACCCAUCUGCUCAAAACCGCACGCUCAUUGGUUAUCAACCCAAAAGACCCGCCCACGUGGUCCGUCCUGGCCGGUCAUUCUCGUACUGUCUCCGAUUCCAUCAAGAGUCUCAUCACAGCCAUCCGGGACAAGGCCCCAGGCCAGCGGGAGUGCGAUUCGUCAAUCGAUAACAUCAACAAAUGUAUCCGGGACAUUGAGCAGGCCUCUCUGGCCGCUGUCAGCCAGAACUUACCCAGCAGAGACGACAUCUCACUGGAGGCACUACAAGAGCAACUGACGUCCACCGUGCAGGAAAUUGGCCACUUAAUUGACCCCGUUUCCACUGCUGCCAGGGGCGAAGCUUCCCAACUAGGACACAAGGUGACUCAGUUGGCUGGCUACUUUGAGCCACUGAUCAAGGCCUCCGUGGGUGUGGCGUCCAAGCUGAAGGACCACCAGCAGCAGAUGACUUUCCUGGACCAAACAAAGACUCUGGCUGAGUCGGCUCUGCAAAUGCUCUAUGCUGCCAAAGAGGGUGGAGGAAACCCAAAGGCAUCCCAUACCCAUGAUGCUAUAGCAGAGGCAGCUCAGCUCAUGAAGGAGGCGGUUGAUGACAUCAUGGUGACACUUAAUGAAGCUGCCAGUGAGGUGGGAAUGGUGGGAGGAAUGGUGGAGUCGAUCGCAGAUGCCAUGGCCAAGCUGGAUGAAGGUACACCACCUGAACCUGAGGGCUCAUUUGUGGAUUACCAGACCAGUAUGGUGAAAUACUCUAAAGCCAUUGCUGUCACUGCUCAGGAAAUGAUGACUAAAUCAGUGACUUGUCCAGAUGAGCUGGGAGCCCUGGCAUCACAGGUGACUGUGGACUACAGCCAGCUCGCUGUUCAGGGACGACUGGCUGCUCACACAGCUGAACCAGAGGAGAUUGGUUUCCAGAUCAAAACCCGAGUGCAGGACCUUGGUCACGGCUGCAUCUUUCUGGUCCAAAAGGCCGGAGCUCUGCAGAUCACCCCGUCUGACAGUUUUACUAAGCGGGAGCUCAUUGAUUGUGCCCGUGCAGUCACAGAGAAGGUGUCUUUGGUGCUUUCAGCCCUCCAGGCAGGCAAUAAGGGCACUCAGGCUUGCAUUACAGCAGCCACUGCUGUGUCUGGGAUCAUUGCUGAUCUGGAUACCACAAUAAUGUUUGCGUCCGCCGGCACACUCAACGCAGAGAACGAAGAGUCCUUUGCCGACCACAGGGAAAACAUUUUGAAGACGGCUAAAGCUCUGGUUGAGGACACAAAGAUGCUGGUGUCUGGCGCAGCUUCCGGUCAGGAGAAGUUGGCACAGGCUGCUCAGUCUUCUGCCAAGACCAUUACCCAGCUCACAGAUGUGGUCAAAUUGGGUGCUGCCAGCAUUGGCUCUGAUGACCCUGAGACACAGGUGGUGCUGAUAAAUGCUGUCAAAGAUGUGGCCAAGGCAUUGGGUGAGCUCAUUAGUGCCACCAAGUGUGCCGCUGGCAAGGCAGCCGAUGAUCCAUCUAUGUACCAACUAAAGAGCGCUGCGAAGGUGAUGGUGACAAAUGUGACAUCCCUGCUGAAGACUGUCAAAGCUGUGGAAGACGAAGCUACUCGCGGUACCAGAGCGCUUGAGGCUACAAUCGAGUGCAUUAAGCAGGAAAUGUCGGUGUUUCAAUCCAGGGAUGCUCCCAACAGGACAACCACACCUGAGGAGUUCAUUCGCAUGACUAAAGGAAUCACCAUGGCAACUGCUAAAGCGGUGGCUGCAGGGAACUCUGGCCGACAGGAGGACAUCAUCCAUACUGCCAACGUCAGCCGCAAAGCCAUGUCAGACAUGCUCACUACCUGCAAGCAAGCAGCCUACCAUCCUGAGGUCAGUGAGGAGGUGAAGAACAGAGCACUGAUGUUUGGAGCAGAGUGUACAACUGCUUACAUUGACCUACUGGAACAUGUACUGCUGGUCCUGCAGAAGCCUACUGCAGAGCAGAAGCAGCAUCUGGCAGCUUGUUCCAAGCGAGUAGCCGGAGCAGUAACAGAGCUCAUCCAGACUGCUGAGGCCAUGAAAGAUGGAGGUUCAGAGUGGGUGGAUCCCGAGGAUCCAACAGUGAUCGCAGAGACGGAGCUGCUCGGAGCAGCGGCGUCCAUCGAAGCAGCAGCUAAGAAGCUCGAGCAACUCAAACCCAGAGCCAAGCCAAAGCAAGCAGACGAGACCCUGAACUUUGAGGAGCAGAUCCUAGAGGCAGCUAAAUCCAUUGCUGCAGCCACCAGUGCUUUGGUUAAAUCAGCCUCAGCUGCCCAGAGAGAGCUGGUGGCUCAGGGGAAAGUGGGCUCUGUCCCUGCAAAUGCUGUGGAUGAUGGACAGUGGUCCCAGGGGCUGAUCUCUGCUGCACGUAUGGUAGCAGCAGCAACUAGCAACCUGUGUGAGGCAGCUAAUGCCUCGGUGCAGGGUCACGCCAGUGAGGAGAAACUCAUCUCUUCAGCCAAACAGGUGGCAGCCUCUACUGCUCAGCUGCUGGUGGCCUGUAAGGUGAAGGCUGACCAAGACUCUGAGGCCAUGAGGAGACUGCAGAUUGCUGGAAAUGCAGUGAAGAAAGCAUCCGACAAUUUGGUGCGGGCAGCUCAGAAGGCAGCAUUUGAAAAAUCCGAUGAAGACAACGUGGUGGUGAAGACAAAGUUUGUGGGUGGAAUUGCGCAGAUCAUUGCCGCCCAGGAAGAGAUGCUGAGAAAGGAGAGAGAGCUGGAAGAAGCCAGAAAGAAACUGGCCCAAAUAAGGCAGCAGCAGUACAAGUUCCUGCCCAGCGAACUGCGAGAGGACAGCAACUAGUUAUUCAGCCUCACCUUUGCUGCUACGUACGCUUGCACCAGUGUGAAGAGCACAUCUGUUUUUGUGUGCAUAUUUGUAUCCUGCUAAUGGCACACCUGGACUGGUACGCCGUCCUCCAGUGAAUCCAGAUAAGUUGUGACUGAUUAACAAACCCGGGUCUGCAUUGAACACCGCUGACAACAUGUUAGGUCAUCUACUAGCACGUGUUAAAAACUACUGCGUGAUACUGACUACUUUGUGAAAACAACAAAAAGAUUGUGGCGAUCGCCUGAAGAACUCCUUCAUGUCCUAAUGUAUAACUACUUCAAACUGAUGUGAUCUAAACCAGAAUGUGACAUGCUUAGUUCAAACAGCACAUGUGCUCUCACGUUUGUUCUUAAGCGCCAUUUUUGUAAUGUUUAACAAUUUGCAGCUCUUGUGCAUAAAGUUUAAAAUGAAGAACUGAUUGUAUUGCUGUUCACGUCACAUAGCCAUUUAACUGCAACGACACCCUGAAAGCAAAAACAUUUCUGCUUGGUACUCUGAUAUUGUAUGAAUGUUUGCCUGUAUACCCCAAUCUGGCACCUUAAUGUCUGUCUGAAUCGUGUAAAUCACUGUGGCAUGACUUGACUUUAAUUCAGUGGCCAUAAACCCUAAUAUGAAGGAAGACCAGAUUUUGCGUAUGGACGUUUCUUGGGCCAUUUCAACAAUGAAAGUGUUUUGGGGUUUGUUUGGUUUUUUUGGCAAUCCUCUCUUCGUGUAGAGAGUUACAGAAUAUAAGCGUCUUUGUUUCCUUUCUUCUCAUUUUUAUACUCUUUGUUUGCUCCACGUGCAAAACUUUUUUUAAUGCAACUUGCAAGAAAUUCUCCGUUUGUCACAACCCUUGACUUUAGGACCUCAUGUGCAGCCUCUAAGACUCAAAUAGAAUGUUUUACAUUAUGUUACCAUGUAAAUGCUUUCCUACGCAGGGCAUGUUACCAUAAAAUGGAUAUUUAUUACUCCUGAGUAUUUUUAGCAGAGAGGGGUCUCUUUCAGGGUCGCAAACGGUCUCAUUUAUUUACUACCACUAGCAGAGUCCUGGGUGGCUUCUUGGCAAGAUAUCAAAUAUCUUCAAAGACCUUCAAAAGUCUUUUUUUUUCCCAAUUAUUUGUCAUUUCAGGUAAUGGGACCUAUAUACAGUUUGAACAGAAUAUGAUCAUGAUGCAAUAAGAUGGAUGGUGCUUUAGGGGGCAGUGUUAGCUUCCCUUCUGUAAGAAUCCAAAGCUCUGCUUAUACUUUUCGUGCAGAAUGGAAAAGUUUGCGUAACCCUGCAGGCCGACUCCUACAUAAUGCAUGUUUGGAAUAACUGGAAAGAUGCCAGGGAAUUAGUUGAAUUAGCCGAAUGCCAUGCAGAGUGCCACUUCUAUGCAUGCACUUUUUCCUGAUGAUUAGUCCCAACAGAUUUACUUUGGUCCUUAUAUGUUAGUAUUUUUUUUUUUCUUUCAUUUUUUCCAGCAAAAUUCAUCACUGCCAGGGACUGAUGUUAUUUAUCUCCACAUUUCUAAAUUCGGGAAACAACAAAAUUCAGAAUCUAAAAGAUUGGUCAAUAAGCAGAUUCUAACAAAUGAAUGAAUAAAUAAAUACACAAAUAAAUCUUUAACAUGAAUGACCUGAAAGUGAAGAGCCUGCAACACUAAUCCUUCUCCUGUUCUGGGUGCUCUGUUACUGAAUAUGCUACUCGCUGCAAUAGAACAACCUUUUGUUUGUAAUGUGUUUUGUUCACAUGUCUUACUAUAUGGACUCUGUUUCAAUAUUAAACUACAGUAGAUUGUGAGAAUAGGUCCUGCUGUGAAAAUGCAUGGCUUUGUGCUUUGGAUGCAGAUAGUUUCAAACCUCCACGUGAGACCAUCACCUUUAAGUUUGUUUGUUUUAAAGCAUUGGGACUGAAUUCAGAGACAUUUUCUGCCAUUGUGUGUUUUUUGUGUGAGCGUGAGAAGCGAGGGGUGGGUUCACUGCUUUAUCAGUCAAGUCUGUAGUGUUUUUAUUAGUGCCUUAGUCCGUAGCCCAUACACUGUUUGGUCUGCUUAUGUGACAGCUUCACCUCAGUGGUCAAUAGAAGGUAGUGGACAUGCUAUUUUUUUUUUUUUUGUUCUUUUUCUUUUAAAUGUAGGUUCAUGUCUGUGGAUUGUUAACAUUUGAUUUCCCACUCACUAGCGUACUGUUCCUCUAAGUGCUGAAAGCAACUGCACCCCCUUUAUUUUCCUCUCUGCCACAUGCAAGGCCUUUUAGGGAUGAUGGAGGAACUGUCUGCCAGUCAAAAAAAAAAAAGUGUCGUCCUUUUAAAAUGUAUUAUCAGUAUGCCAUAGAUACUGAAUAUGUAUAUUACACGGAUGAACACAUUUUAGUACUGCAUUCCAUGGGCAUGUACCACAGUGCUUCUAAAUGACGACAGACUGGACACGUGAGCCUGUCGACUGCUUUGUGUGUUAUGAAGUCACUGAAAUCUUAUGGGUGGGCUUUCUUUCCUUGUGCUUUUAAAACUAUGAACGAAACAUGUGAUAAGAACAUUUCGAUAUAUCUGUCACCAUUAAGAUGUUGUGAUGCAUUUUCAAUGCUGUGGACUAUUUGAAGUGUUCUGUAUGUUUUGUUUUGUUUUUCGCCCCCUUCCCUUGACAGAAAUAAAAUUAGGAAUUCGCUACAAUAAAGAUAAAUGAUAACAUACAAUAUAAAAGAUAUUUAUCUGGCCUCGAUAAAAACUAUUUUUUGUAUUCACUGAAAAUAAAGCAUUUCAAUGUAAUAAAAA
Messenger RNA from Neolamprologus brichardi, 10625 nucleotides. The record is from RefSeq and is a predicted model, not a curated record. NCBI's taxonomy places the organism in Eukaryota, Metazoa, Chordata, Actinopteri, Cichliformes, Cichlidae.